This is a messenger RNA of Hyposmocoma kahamanoa, 6581 nucleotides long. RefSeq names its product collagen alpha-1(IV) chain (gene Col4a1). Gene Ontology annotation, molecular function: extracellular matrix structural constituent. The transcript has 12 exons. Gene Ontology annotation, cellular component: collagen trimer. Lineage: Eukaryota; Metazoa; Arthropoda; Insecta; Lepidoptera; Cosmopterigidae. Bases 76 to 5538 code for a protein of 1820 amino acids. The record is from RefSeq and is a predicted model, not a curated record.
AGCACUCCUCGCUCCUUAGUAUCCCGGCACAAACGGCGCGCGUGCACGGGACACAGGCGCAGCGCGCUCCGGGCCAUGGCGGUCCACGUACUAUGGUUGGUGGCUGCUGUGGUAUCUAUAGCAGGGGUAAGAACGCAAGACGAUGGAUAUACAUGGAAUGAAAUCAACGGAAAUCGGUGGCCGGAUGCGGAUACGGAGCCGCGGACUUACGAUACUAACUCGUAUGGCUUGUCGGGAAGGCUUGAUCUGCCACAACCGCCGCAACCGACAGCGUGGCAGACCUCGAGACCGUCGCCCGUAUAUCCACAGUCGCCACCUUCAGGCUUCAACUUCAAUCGUUAUGCCGCAUAUGACCCUGUCACUAGACAACGCACCACUGCUGUCGAUCGUAAUUGUACGGCAACUGGAUGUUGCGUGCCGAAAUGCUUCGCAGAAAAAGGAAACCGGGGUUUUCCCGGAGCACCAGGACCUCAAGGUCCAAGAGGUCUUCCCGGACACGAAGGCGUAGAAGGUAUCCAGGGUCCCAAAGGACAAAAAGGUCAAAUGGGACCUCAAGGACCUCGAGGACCUAAAGGCGACAGAGGAAAACCUGGCUCACAAGGUCAUCCUGGCUUAACGGGGCCUCCAGGGCCUCAAGGUGAAACAGGCACUCCUGGUAUUCCUGGUAGAGAUGGCUGUAAUGGCACAGACGGUGAACCUGGACCAAUGGGGUUUAAAGGAAAUCAGGGCCCCCGUGGUUUCCCUGGUUUGAAAGGAGAAAAGGGUGAUAAGGGAGAAGAAGCACUUCGUGGCCGAUAUGAGAAAGGACAGAAAGGAGAACCCGGAAACGAUGGUACGCACGGAUCUCCAGGACCUGUUGGGCCUACCGGUCCUCCUGGCUUGCCUGGACCUAAAGGAGUCACUGGACCCAUGGGACCAGUGGGUGAGAAAGGUGAUAAAGGCGCCAAAGGUGACAAAGGAGCAUCGGUAAUCGGUGAUAAGGGAGACAGAGGAGAUAUUGGUAGCAAGGGAAAAAGUUGCCCAUACGUACUUCCAGUGGCUGUUAAUGACACUAUUACCAAAGGAAUACAGGGUGAAACGGGAGCCCAAGGGGACAAAGGAGAACCAGGCAGACAAGGCGACAAAGGGGAUAUGGGCCCUAUGGGUGAACCAGGGGUGCCAGGCUUAAUGGGUUCUAAAGGAGAAAAAGGAAUACGAGGAAAUCCGGGCGAACGAGGUCGAGAUGGAAUGUAUGGAUCGCCAGGACCAUCGGGUCAAAAAGGAGAUAGAGGUCUAGAUGGUAUAGCAGGUCUGUCUGGUAGGCCCGGUAGUAAAGGUGAACCUGGUAGAGAUGGAGCUCCUGGGCCAAGAGGAUUGAGAGGUGUACCUGGCCGACCAGGUGGUCGUACCGGCGGCGUAGGACCAGCUGGGCCACCUGGUCCCCGAGGUUACGACGGCCCAGCUGGGCCUAGAGGAACAGACGGUAGACCUGGAGAAAGAGGUGCAAUAGGACCUGUGGGGCCGCCGGGAGGACAAGGUGAACCGGGAACUCCAGGCCCAGAAGGACUUCCUGGUGUUAAAGGUGAAAAGGGUGAACCUGGUCUAGAAGGAAGGACUGGUGAUGUCGGACCAAGAGGCUACACAGGACCUACUGGGCCUACAGGUCCGAGAGGCCUAAAGGGAGACGAUGGAAUAUCGAUACCCGGUGAACCAGGACGCCCAGGGUCAUCAGGAAUACCGGGAACGAAAGGUCAAAAAGGAGAAAGAGGAUAUCAAGGUCUUACAGGGGCACCUGGCAAUUCUACUGUUGGUACACGAGGAGCUCCUGGAGAAAUGGGUCCACGUGGAGAGAAAGGAGACAAGGGUAGCCCAGGAUUUGAUGGUAUACCGGGUAGUCCAGGUUCUAAAGGUGACAUAGGCGGACGAUGUAAUGAGUGUUGGCCAGGCGGACCGGGACCUAAAGGGGACCGUGGCUUGGAAGGCGCUCGUGGAGAACGUGGAGAAAGAGGUCCUUCAGGACCCGCCGGACUACCAGGUGAACGAGGCGUGGACGGAAUUCAUGGCGAACAGGGAGUUCCUGGGCCAACAGGUGACCGCGGUGACGAAGGUCCCAUAGGAGUGCCAGGAUUGCCUGGACGAGACAAAGAAGUCCCUACUGAAUUAAUAAAAGUGCCUCCAGGUCCAAAAGGCGAACCAGGUCCAAAAGGAUCGCGUGGUCUGAAAGGCGAAAAGGGACGUGACGGCCAAAAAGGAGAGCGUGGACCGGUGGGUAUGCCAGGGACCACAGGAAAUCAAGGUCUUAUGGGUCCGCCGGGAGCUGAUGGAAUACCUGGCAGAGACGGCAUACCAGGAAGGCCUGGUCAGCCCGGAACCAGCGUAAGAGGAGAAAAAGGACAACCAGGAAAUUUGGGAGAAAAAGGAGAUAAAGGAGCCCAUGGGAGAACGGGGUUAAAGGGUGAACCAGGAAAUUGUACUCAACCGGCAAAUAUUGAAGAAAUGGCUAAGGGCGACAGAGGUGCUCCUGGGGAGCGAGGGCCACAAGGACCGCAAGGUGACAAAGGUGAUAAAGGAGAUUUAGGUUACCCGGGUCGCCAAGGCGAAAAGGGUGACAUGGGUUUUUCCGGAAGACAAGGCCCAGUGGGCCCUCGUGGACUUUCAGGGCCAAGAGGACUAAAAGGCGAUAUAGGAAUCGCGGGAUUCCCGGGCACACCUGGAGAAGUAGGACCGAGAGGAUUUCCAGGAACACCUGGACUUAAAGGUGAUAAAGGUGAAACUGGUCCGUCUAUGCCUGGCCUUCCAGGACCCCCUGGUUCAACUGGACAUAAAGGAGAACCAGGUUUGAGAGGUUUUCCAGGUAUACCAGGCAGCGAUGGUCCUCCUGGGCCAAUGGGACUACCUGGUGAAAAAGGAGAUCAAGGUUUUACUGGACGAAUCGGUGCUCCCGGUCCUCCAGGAUCAAAAGGUGAUGCUGGUCCCGUUGGUCCCGCGGGGGUACCAGGUAGGAAUGGAAUUCCUGGGAAAGAUGGUCCAAAAGGUUUUCCAGGAUUUCCAGGCCCACAAGGCAAUCCUGGAGUAAUUGGAUUACCUGGACAAAAAGGAGCGCCUGGUUUGCAAGGUCCCGAUGGUCCAAAAGGAUUCCCUGGAACUAGAGGAUCACCAGGACCACAAGGUCCGCCGGGUAUAAAUGGCAUCACUGGAGAGAAAGGAGAAAAAGGAGAAUUCGGCUACCCAGGUCAAGCAGGACUUCCUGGGCUGGACGGACCAAUAGGGACACCUGGAUUAAAUGGAUCUAAAGGCGAUAGAGGUUACGAAGGACCUCCAGGUUUACCGGGGAUGAUAGGACCUAUUGGUGAAAAAGGGGACCAGGGACCUCCAGGUUAUUUCGGUCAGAAAGGAGAACCAGGGUUUGCAGCUGACAAAGGACAGAAAGGAGAGCCUGGACCGCCUGGUUUAAAAGGUUUAGAUGGAAUUCCUGGUCGAGAUGGUGCGAAUGGUGACAAAGGUGACGCAGGUUUACCUGGCUUUGGAAGACCUGGUCCAUCUGGACUAAAAGGUGACGUUGGACUACCGGGCAUUCCCGGCCUUCCGGGAGAAAAGGGGUCUAAAGGAGAUUAUGGCAGUCCUGGAUUAAGAGGACCAAAAGGCGAUAGAGGUUUACCCGGAAAGUCCGGUACGGACGGUACUCCUGGAAUGGAUGGUACUCCGGGUCUACCAGGUGAUAUGGGAUUCCCAGGACCUACAGGUGCUAAGGGUGACAAAGGUGAUCUGGGUUCACCUGGACGGGACGGUUUUGAUGGAGCAAAAGGGGAUCGUGGACCUGUUGGGCCUAUUGGAAGAAUAGGACCUGUUGGGUUUAUGGGACCAAAAGGUGACAGGGGACCGCCAGGUCCAACCAUGGAUGUAAAAGGUGACAAGGGAGAUAUUGGACCUGUGGGACAUCCUGGUUUUCCAGGUCAGAAAGGAGAUAGGGGCUAUGAUGGUGCUAUAGGAUUUCAAGGUGAUAAAGGAGAUCAGGGACGACAGGGUGAAAGAGGAGAUACUGGUAGAUUCGGCGUUCCUGGUGCGAAAGGAGAUAAAGGCUUAGCUGGACCUGAAGGACUGCCGGGAAGAACCAUUAAAGGAGAAAAGGGACUGCCUGGUUCGCCCGGAAAACAUGGUCGUCCAGGAGCUCAAGGGGCACGUGGUGAAAAAGGUGAACAAGGAUUACCAGGACUGCCGGGACAAAUGGGUUCCCCUGGCUCCCCAGGGUCACCAGGUGCCCCCGGAGAAAAAGGCACUGAAGGUCGUGAAGGGAUAGCUGGACCACCUGGUAUAGAUGGCACUCCAGGUCCACCAGGUCCACCAGGUUUAAAUGGUGCUAAGGGAGACAAAGGUGAUCAAGGGCCUGUUGUGUAUGGAACACCAGGUGAAAAAGGUGACCAAGGCCCACAAGGACUACCUGGACCACCCGGACGACCCGGCGAAAAAGGGGAACCAGGUUUGGAUGGCAUCAAUGGUUUACCCGGGCCUAUGGGUCCAGUUGGUCCAAAAGGUGAUAUGGGAUUCCCAGGCAGAAUAGGUAUGCCGGGUGUAGAAGGUCAAAAAGGUGACAAAGGAACACCAGGUAAUAUUGUCUACGGACCUAAAGGUGAACCAGGACCUCGUGGACCACCUGGUUUUAACGGCGCUCCAGGAAGAGAUGGGAUCCCUGGCCCCAAAGGUUUAGAUGGCAGCCCAGGAAUAAAAGGGGAUCGUGGCUAUCCAGGUUCAAUGGGUCCUCCAGGACCACCAGGCCCUAUAGGACUUCAAGGAAUGUCUGGAGAACGAGGAGAAAUAGGUCUUACCGGAGCACCAGGACCCCCAGGAAAUCCUGGAACGCCAUGUACUAACACAGACUACUUAACCGGUAUACUAUUGGUGCGUCACAGUCAAACUGAACUAGUCCCGCAAUGUGAACGAGGUCAUAUAAAAUUAUGGGAAGGAUUCUCACUGUUAUACAUUGACGGUAAUGAAAAAUCUCAUAAUCAAGACUUAGGUUACGCCGGCUCCUGCGUAAGAAAAUUCAGCACUAUGCCGUUCUUAUUCUGCGAUCUCAAUGAUGUUUGUAAUUAUGCCAGUCGUAACGACAGAAGUUACUGGUUGUCAACGAAUAAACCCAUACCUAUGAUGCCAGUGGAAGGAAGAGAGAUACAGCAGUAUAUAUCAAGAUGUGUUGUAUGCGAAGUGCCUGCUAACGUGAUUGCAGUUCAUAGUCAAUCUCUUGAUGUUCCAAAUUGCCCAUCGGGAUGGACCGAAUUAUGGAUCGGAUUCAGUUUUGUAAUGCACACGGGCGCAGGUGCCCAGGGCGGUGGACAAGAAUUGGCGAGCCCCGGUUCUUGCCUGGAAGAUUUCCGAGCGGCACCUUUCAUAGAAUGUAAUGGUGAGGGUGGUACUUGCCACCAUUUCGCCAACAAACUUAGUUUCUGGCUUACAAUCAUCGAAGAAAGUCAGCAGUUUACAACUCCUCAAAGAGAAACUUUAAAAUCAGGGCGGCUACUCGAACGCGUAUCGAGGUGUGCAGUCUGCAUUAAAAACACAUAGCUUGCCUGAACAUCAGUAGGUAGAAUUCAAAUUUUAACGGUAUUUAAAAAAACCUUUAAUGAGAUGAGUUUAUUGUGGCAAACAACCUUUAUCAUUUACAUACUUGGAAUAAGUUACUUAAAUGCUUGUUAGACUCGCAGCUAUCAACUUUAGUCAAAUGACACAUAAGAUGUGAACGUUUUACAAGACCACAUAAAAAGUACCUCUUUAACAACAGAACCGGUGUUGUAGCUUGGUGGAUUAAUAAAAUAUUAUGUGUCCUUGGAUUAAUUCGAUGAACAGUUGCAGUAAGUAGUAUCUAAUUUUUAUCAUAAUAAAUUUCCAUUAAUACCAAAGUAAUUUAAUUUAAGGCUUUGUUAUUUAUUACAGGUUUAUUUAGAUUUUUCAAAGAUUUACGAUAUCGGCGUCUUGAAAAUAUUUAAGUAAUAAAUGCUAUGUACAUUAUAUCUUAACUCUACAAUAAUUACGGAACAUAACAGAAAAUUAACUUUUUAAAUAUAAGUAUAGUAAAUACCUGGUAUUUCUCGGAAACUUUAUUAGUGAUGGGUUAUUUACAUUUCCUAGUCAUGAGACAAAUAUUACAACUCCGCAUAAUUAAAUAAGUAUAUAUAUUCUUUAUCGAAAUCUGAUUUUCAAUUAUGUGAAAGUUCGACAUAAUGUACAUUUAUUUACUUACCUUUUAUGCCUACUUGUGAUAAUGGUGAUGUGCUUAAACUUGUAUCUAUACAUACGUCUGGAUCUUUAUUUUUCUAUUGACGAUUGUUUGUACUAUUUGGUUGAUUACAGUGAUCACCAAUAAUAAAUAACCUACUUACUUUUUAUAAUUAUAGAAUACUUAUAAAAACCAUUUCGAAAAUUAGAUCAGUAGGAAGAUUUCAAAAUGGCCUCACUGUAAUAACAGUCUAAUUAAAGUUAUUGUAAAUUAAAGCACUGCCAAUGUAGAUAAAUGUUAAACAUAAGUAUAGAUAGACUUUAUUAUGAUAAGAACUCAUACAUACAUAAAUAAAUAACUUUAAAAGUUUUUGUUACUUUUAUUUACAUAU